UCCGCGCUCGCUUCGCAACCGGGGUGGGGGCGGCGGGGAUGCAGGUAGGACAGGCAGCCCUGGGCUCCCUCCCAGCCCCGGACGCCUUCGGCUGGGAUCCCUUGGGCUGCAUCAUUGGCAUGCGGCGCCCGGCAGGACUGCAUCACCGCUAGAGGAGAUGCCAGCGCAGAGCCGCGCUGCGCCGCACACCGCGCUGCGCCGCGCAGGCAGCGGCACCGCCGACGACUUGGGGCGCCCAAGUACCUGGAUGCGGUCACAGCGGGAGGAUCGGCUUGGCUUGCAGAGCAUUUACUUCUAAUCUCCGGCUUGUGACAUCCUAGCAGAGAGGGGCGACCCUUUCAGGAGCAGCUCCACGGGCUAAAAAGAGGGGAAAUGGCUGGUGAAUGGCUGUGAUGAAAUAUUUCCUAGUUCUGGACAUGACCUUCACCACCACAAUGAAUCAGGAAAAACCUAUCAAAUCCUCCUAGCUCCCUGGCUGUGCAAUUUGAUUUUCCCUUGCUGUUCACCAGACAGCAGCACUUCCCACCCAAUGCACAGAAGAAGCCAGCAAGUCACAAAUGACAGCUAAAAAGUGAAGCUUUAUCAAAAGCUGUGUGAGACUCUGUCAAAGAGAAACUUUAUAUAGUAAUUCUCCUUCUGAGCCUGGGAAGCUGUGUAUCCCAUCAGUUCCAAAGAACAGAGAGAAGAUAUGUUCAAGUAACCAAUACCCAAAAUUGCACAAAUCAAUACAUAUAUUGGAGUAUAUACACACAGUGAUCUACAGCAUUUAGAAAUCUCCAUUCAGAAUGGAUGAUGGAUAUAGAAACACAAACCUCUAUCAGGGGGGCAGGGAGGCAAACCAAGUCUCAGAUGACUACAGGUACCAGGAUGGUAACUAUGAAGGGUACGCACCCAAUGAUGGCUACUAUCGUGGUGGGGAUGAGCCUGCUCAUGAAGAAGAUGCCCAGAGUGAUGUUACAGAAGGCCAUGAUGAAGAUGAUGAGGUCUAUGAGGGGGAGUACCAAGGGAUCCCGCACCCAGAUGACAUUAAAGAAAAGCAGAAGAAGCGAGCUCCUGCUGUGGCUGAUGAGUACAGAGACCGUGCUGACCUUAUGGCAGAGAGGAUGGAGGACGAGGAGCAACUUGCCCACCAGUACGAGAACAUCAUUGAGGAGUGUGGCCACGGACGCUUCCAGUGGACCCUCUUCUUUGUUUUAGGGUUGGCACUGAUGGCAGAUGGGGUGGAGGUGUUUGUGGUUGGAUUUGUUCUUCCCAGUGCUGAGAAGGAUAUGUGCUUAUCCAGUUCAAACAAAGGGAUGCUAGGCUUGAUAGUCUACUUAGGAAUGAUGGUGGGAGCUGUCUUGCUGGGCGGCCUCGCUGAUAAACUGGGAAGAAAGAAAUGCCUCAUCAUAUCACUUGCAAUCAAUGCUGCCUUUGCAUUCCUCUCCUCCUUCGUCCAGGGAUAUGGAUUCUUCCUCUUUUGCCGCCUUAUUUCGGGCCUCGGUAUUGGGGGAUCCCUCCCCAUUGUGUUUGCCUAUUUCUCUGAAUUCCUAUCUCGUGAGAAGAGAGGGGAACACCUGAGCUGGCUUUGCAUGUUCUGGAUGAUUGGUGGCAUUUUUGCUUCAGCAAUGGCUUGGAGCAUCAUCCCACAUUACGGCUGGGGCUUCAGUAUGGGAACCAAGUACCACUUCCACAGCUGGAGAGUCUUUGUACUUGUCUGCUCUCUGCCCUGUAUCGCCUCCCUGGUGGCACUGAAAUUCAUGCCUGAAAGCCCACGUUUUUUGCUGGAGAUAGGUAAACAUGAUGAAGCCUGGAUGAUCCUCAAGCAAGUUCAUGACACCAACAUGCGCGCCAAGGGUGAGCCAGAGAGGGUUUUUACGGUUUCCUAUAUCAAAACUCCAAAGCAAGUAGAUGAAUUUAUUGAAAUCCAGAGCUCAACAGGGACCUGGUACCAGCGGUGGCUGGUCAGAAUCACGACUACUUUCAAACAGGUCUGGGACAAUGUGCUAUAUUGUUUAACAGCCCAGUACAGGAUGAACACACUGAUGCUGGCUGUGGUUUGGUUUACAAUGGCCUUAAGUUACUAUGGCCUUAUUGUCUGGUUCCCUGAUAUGAUCCGGUAUCUCCAAGAAGAGGCAUAUGAAUCCCGAGUGAAGAUCUUUGAUGAGGAAGAAGUGUCACACUUCACCUUUAAUUUCACCCUGGAAAACCAGAUCCAUAGAAAUGGGGAAUACAGAAAUGAUAAAUUUAUUGGCAUGAAAUUCAAGGAAGUGAGAUUUGAGCAUUCAUUAUUUGAGGAAUGCUACUUUGAAGAUGUGACAUCGAGUGAGACCUUCUUUGAAAACUGCACCAUCAUCUCUACUGUCUUUCAUAAUACUGAUCUCUAUGAACACAAAUUCAUCAACUGUAGGCUCAUAAACAACACAUUUCUGGAGCAGAAGGAAGGCUGCCAGCUGGACUUCGAGGAGGACAAUGAUUUCCUGAUCUACCUGGUCAGCUUCCUGGGCAGCCUGUCUGUGCUGCCGGGCAACAUCAUCUCUGCGUUACUCAUGGACAAAAUAGGGAGGAUAAAGAUGAUCGGUGGCUCAAUGUUGAUCUCGGCAGUGUGCUGCUUCUUUCUCUUUUUCGGCAACAGCGAGUCAGCAAUGAUCGGCUGGCAGUGCCUCUUCUGUGGGGCCAGCAUUGCUGCCUGGAACGCCCUGGACGUGAUCACCGUGGAGCUCUACCCCACUGACAAAAGGGCAACGGCCUUUGGCAUCCUCAAUGGGCUUUGCAAGUUUGGUGCCAUCCUGGGGAACUCAAUCUUUGCCUCCUUUGUAGGGAUAACCAAGGUGGUUCCCAUCCUUCUGGCUUCCUCUGCUCUGGUUGGAGGUGGCCUGCUCGCUUUGCGCCUGCCAGAGACUCGAGAACAGGUCCUGAUGUGAGCAACUGAGGCCGGGGGGGUCGGGGGGGGCAGACGUAGAAGAAGAACAAAAGAGAGCCGUGUUUGGAAAAAUCAAAAUGUCCAUUUCUAUACUGUUCUGCCGAUACCUCAAAGAGAGAGGCCAGAGGGAAAGAAAAGCCCAAAGGGAUAAAAAUGAAACCCCUAGUUUCUGACCCUUUUACAGCCACGACCGGUGCAUGCAGCUACUACACACCCCUUGCAGAGCUUGGGUUUAACCUUGCCUACACUGGGAGUCUACCCUUUCCCUCUCCAUCCCAGUGUAACGACACAGGAUGCCAACAGCGGCUUCGUGCAUGUGUGCGCCUGCGUGGGUGUGAGCGUGUCUGACGGGAGAACAGAUCCUGACCCCCUUAUGCCUUUGCCGAGCUGUGAGAUACUGCCUGCCUUGCCCAGCACUCCUUGGCAAUUCAUAUCAGCUGUGCUCAGACAAGAGAGGCAUCUGAAGGGGAGGCAGGUAACAAACCUGCUGUAGGUGAGCUCCAGCAAUAGGGACAAGGGCUACAAAUGUGACUAGUGGCCCUAUCGGUCUUGAUUUUGGGGUUACCACCUGAAAGAGUGAGUCAGUCCUGAUUUCUGGAGGAUAUGAGGGUGGGCGCUUAGCUGUCUCAGAAGAACCAGGGUCUCAAAGCCCUGUACUGUCUUCACUUGGGCAUAGAGAAUCACUAGGCACCUUUUUGGUCUGGGAGAGAAAUAUAUACAUAAUUUUAUAUACAUAUAUAUAUGUAUUUACACAUACUUGCAAACAUACACACACACAUUGAAGUGAUCAGCUAUUGAAAGUUAUCAUUUUUAAUUUCUGCACCCUUAAGAAGAUCUUAAGAGAGACACUAAAAACUAAUCCCACUAAUUCAAGAUUAUCUGGACUCAUGAUCAACUUAGUGACACUUCAUUCUUUACAUCCAGACACGGAAUAUUUAAAUGUUUUGAUGGCUGGGAAUAUAUAUUUCUAUGAUGAUUAAGAAUUUUUUUCCUACAACGUUCACAGAGGAGAAAUUGAUAUGAUGUUGGAGCAUUCCACAAACCAAAUGUGUACAUAUUAUCCAGUGUAAAUAGGGGACUUUUUGUGUAAUACCUAGAGUAUGGUAACUGUGAAUUUACCAGCAUUUUAGCCAUAUUAUUUAAAGAAUAUGAUGCUUGAUUUUCUUAUAUACUUGGGUCUCAUUGAAACACUGUAAGCACAGUUACUUAAAGCCAUUUAACUUGUGACACAGGGAAUGCACGCAGAAAGCUUUUACUGUACAGAACAUUAAAUUCUCCAUUAAGUGGCACGGUUAAGUUUGAUAUCCUGUAAAGACCAUUUUUGAAAUUCCUAUGCCCUUUUUAUCAUAUGACUUAAGUCCUGUUGCACCUAGAAGCAGUGAGUUGUGUAUUUUGGGAUAUAUUUUCUUGGGAAACAAGAAUGAAAUGCAUACUAUUAAAUAACACCACCAAUGCUCACAAUUGACUAGAUAGCGCUAAUUAGACCCUUUCAACAAGCUCAGCAACAGACCAGAAUUGAUCAGAAACUGUCACAUAAUGCAGAAAAUUUGUCUCACCAGGAUAUUUUGUGACAUAAAAAAUUCUUUUGUACUUGUGCUAAUGAUCUUCUGAUUUACCUUUCUUUGGAUCCCUCUUGUUUCCUUCUUUCUUUUCUUUUCUUUUCUUUUUUUUUCCCUAAGAAAAACACACAGGGCUAGGCUGAAAUCCAGCAGGACUGAAGUCUAAUAACUCUGCCUUCAGCUGCACAGAGACAGUCAAAUACACUAAGAGCUGACACCAGGGCCAGCCCCACGCAACUGUGGGAGUCAGUGUUGCUGCAGAGGACAGAUGAAGGACACAGAGCAUGGUUAGAUCACAAGAAACAAAUCCUUGCCGAUGAGGCAAAACCCUUUAAUAAGCAUCAUCUUUAUCAUUAUGUCAAUCAGGGAUAAACACUUACGGAGCAGCUAGGCUGCAAUGGGCUCUUUGGGAUUUUUGAGAUUUAUUCUGAGGUUUAUGAAAUUGAUAAAAUCACAAGCUGCUGUAAUAACUGAGCUUAUUAUGCCUCAUUUCUUCAUUUUAUGGGUAGCUUAGGGCCUUUUUUUGAUUUGUCUUCAAAACAGCAAGGUUCCUUCUCUAAGGUAGGAGUGAAUGUAAUUAUGUCCUUUGGCAGCGGUUCACAGCUUCUGUUGAGAAUCACAGCCCAGAAUGUGGUUUUUUUUUUUCUCUGAGAAUGUCUGGUCCUUUUGCAUGGUGAGAAGCAGCUAAAUAUGUAUUUCAACACAAAAGAUCACCAUGGUCUUUAUGUUUCAUCCAUUUUGUUGAGCCGUGCAUGCCAAUUACCACAUUGCAAUUGGGAGGGAAAAAAAAUUGUUUCAUUUUCUGGGCUAUUCUGUUGUGCUGCUUUGUGGAGCCAGAACUUAUCUCUAUUUAUUUUAUGAGGCACUCUUAUUUACAUAUCAUCCAAUGCUCUGACAGCAAACCUGACUAUUUGUGUUCUCCAUUGACAAUUGCACACUGACACUAAUGACAUCAUUUAUUUUGCAAAACUUUUCUGUUAACUUUCAGGGAGGGAAGAAAUUGAGGUCUUGAGGAGAUAGAAAUGGCAAGGUAAUAUUAGGAAAUAUUAUCCAAUCUUAGAAACCUUUCUACUUCACAGAAUGGCUCUCUUGCAGGCUGCUAAACCUCACCUUUGAGAGAUUAGCUGUGACAAGGUAAAGAGCAAUAGGGUCUUCUUAUCAAUGUUACCCGGGCUACCCACACGACUGUAGAAACUCUUUGCACCCCUAAAAUGCAUGGGUCAGUCACCUGAGGGCUAGGGGUUGAUGCCUGUGUGUCAUGACAAGGCUCCUGUCCCUGACUUGACCAGGGAGUUCAUGACCUAAUAGGAAAGGGCAAACACACACUGCAGCUGGUACACAAGGGCCUGGGAAAGGACAACAAUGAACAGAGAAGGAAGAAAGGAAAAGCUAAGGGGAAAUCACGUCGCCUAGCCUUAGACACCUAUGAGUUAGAUGUCUGGAUCUGAACUCAUCGCCCUGGGUUCCCAUUAUUCUCGGUUGAAAGGCAGAGGCAAUAUAUGUGACCACGUUCAGGCACCAUGCCGAGAAGAAGAUGGCUUGCCCUGGAUAGCCCUGCUCCUCUCCUUCCGUAACAGAGAAACCCAGGGCAAUGGCUCCAGCUCAGGCAUCUGCCUUUGUGACACCUCAGCUGAUGUCUCCCAUCCAGCUUCAGUGUGAACAAGGCUUAGUCAAUACUCCUGAUGUGUUUGUUUAUUGUCCUUGUCAUGGUGUAAAUCAGUGUGGGCCUCACACACUGCUCUCCAGAGCAAAACGGUUGAUGGGUGCAGUCCCCUCAGCACUGGCUGUGUUUUGAUUUGGGUCUCAGUUUCAAGCCGUGGGCUACCUGCUAGUUUGAGCCCGAGCUACAGACCCUGGAGCACCGAGCAGGGGGAGAUUUCUCAUCAGGCACCUCCUCUGAUGGCUUAGCUUUAUUUCUACUGUAAAAUCAGCAUUACACCUGCAGUGCAAGGGCCAGCAUGCCUCCUCCAAUGGUUCCCCCUGCCUACGUCUGCCACAGUGAACAGUUUCCUUGUCUUGGAGUUUUGAUACACUGGACCAUCCACAGAGAAGAGGAAAAAACUCCUGACCACAGGUCCACUGACGAUCCCCGCAGAGCACGAUUUCCUUGGAUUCAUGAACUUUACAGCAACAGGAGCACAGACAACCAAGACAGGGGACUUGCCUUAAAUCCCGAAGACCUCUUCUAGAGGACAGCUGGACCUCUUCAUGCAUGCGUGGCACACCAGUCCAGCCACUUAGCCAGGGACUUUGUGGCAUGGGAAAGGUGGUUCUAGGGAACUUGAACUGGCCUGCUCUGACUUAGUGUCUUUAUCUGUCCAGCAGUGUAAUGUGGGUCACAGGAGGAGUUCAUCACUGAGCUUCUGAGCAUGCAGAAACAGGCAUUUAGAGCACUGUUGAUACUAUUACAAAAGACCAGUGGUAUUACGGUAAGAGUUCUGCCUCCUUGUGUUCCCUGUUGAUUUAACUAGUUGUCGUAUGACUAUUCCUUUACUUCAGCUGUGCAGGACAGCUCCUGCCACUGCCUUUGGCUCUGCUACAUCCUACUGGUGGUGGCUGCAGCUUGGGGCUGGAUGGAGUGAUCCCUUCCUCGCCCAUACAAUCCUCAUCCCCUUGAAAUGCUAUGUGACUUACAAACAGCGGUGCAUGGAUCUUUUGGACUAAGAAAAGGGUCACUCUUGGAAAACCCAUAUCCAGAGCCAGAUGUUCUGCACACUGGGGAGUGGACAGCUGCAUGGAGCUGAGCUUUCUGCACACGUGCAGGUCUCUUCCAGGUCCUGCUUUGAGACCUCCAACAACAGAGUAUACUCUGAUACUGUUAAGGAGGCCCUAGGUCUAUUUAUGUUCCCUGCUUAUGUCCUUUGACUUCCCAAAUGACACACAAAACUGGAAGGUAUAUUUUUAGGUUUAUGUAGAUUUGAGCCCCAUACAUUAUAUUUUCAUCAAGUUUCUCCCUCAGUUUCUUACCCUCGUAUUAGCAAAUGCUGCUUUUAGGAAGAAUCAAGCCUGGGAACUGCAAAAGAAACAAAAUGAAAGAAAUUUCUUUGCUGUAUGUGAUGCUAGUGCUGUAUAAAUGUACACACACUGCAAGUUCCACUGUAAAUAACACCCAGUGUUGUGCAUUUAAUGAAACAUUUCAUUUAGAUGUUCUGUCGACUCAGUGUGUGAAAUAGCCAAUUCCAGUCCCUUGGUUCCUUUUCUUCCUUUGAAACCUUUCUUCUUUUAUUUUUUUUUUUAUUUCAUCUGUGUCUGGUUGUCACUGGAAAUUGCAGCUAUUCCAAUGGACUUUGUUUUUGUUCUCUCCGUCACAUUAAAAAGCUGGAAGAAAAAGAA
This is a messenger RNA of Aquila chrysaetos chrysaetos, 7794 nucleotides long. RefSeq names its product synaptic vesicle glycoprotein 2B (gene SV2B). The coding region runs from base 786 to 2903 and encodes 705 amino acids. The transcript has 14 exons. Gene Ontology annotation, molecular function: transmembrane transporter activity. Gene Ontology annotation, biological process: transmembrane transport; chemical synaptic transmission. Gene Ontology annotation, cellular component: membrane. NCBI's taxonomy places the organism in Eukaryota, Metazoa, Chordata, Aves, Accipitriformes, Accipitridae. The record is from RefSeq and is a predicted model, not a curated record.